Molecule: messenger RNA, 1303 nt
Organism: Meloidogyne enterolobii
Lineage: Eukaryota; Metazoa; Nematoda; Chromadorea; Rhabditida; Meloidogynidae
Source: the annotation of a GenBank genome assembly
AUGGGAGAUUUAAAUAAUAAAUACAAGGAAAAUGAAGAAGAAUGUAAUAUUGAUGGAGAUGAAGACAAUUCUUCCAUUGAAGAAAAGUAUUUAUUAAUUAAUGAAUUACCCGAUUGGCAAUUAAUUGAUGAAAUUAGUAUUAAAUUAUUAGAACAAGGCAUUGGAAUAUUUGAAACAUUACAACAAGCACUUCCCUCUGUCGUAUUAGCACAAAUUAAUAAAGUAAUUUUAGAUGAAGAAAAACUAAAAAAUGAAGAAGAAAAUAAACAAAAUGUCUGUACAUCCUCACAAAUUUUAAAAUUAUUUCGUCUAGCCCAAUUCCAAAUAGAAUAUUUACUAAAAAGUCAGCAAGAAAUGGUUGUUAAAGUUGAAAAAAUGGAAAAAUUGGCUAAAAGAUAUAAAAAAGAAAAUAAAAUAAUUAAAGAACAAUUUUGUUAUGGACCUAAUAAUGAAGUUGAAAAUGAAGGAGAAAAAACUGGAGAAAAGAAAAAUAAGAAAAAUAUUGAAGAAUGUAGUCAUUGGAAGAGAGAAUUAUUUAGGGUUAAUUUAAUUAAACUUUAAUACCCUUUAUAUUUUCUGAGAAAUUUACUAAAUAUUCACACGUGUGUGGGACUUUUGAAGGAGGAAAGGUUUACAAAGAUAGCCCUCUCCUCCUUUCUUACUUGGUGAAUUAUUUGUCAGUACCUGCAUAUAGUAAAGCAACUGGGCUAUAGCUAUUUCUCUCCUUUAGCUAGUGCAAAAGGUUAAUCGACGGACACAUCAGUCCGGUCUUCAAUAGACCGGACUGAUGUUUUAGCCAUUAAAUCACGCCACCUACUGCACCUUAGGAAUUAAAUAGCUACUUUACAAUAUUAUGGAAUUCUCAAGGUGUGACCGGAAAGUGUAUUAGUUCGAUUUCUAAUUAUCUCCAUGCCCUUUCCAAUCUACUGUGCUUUUCCGGAGCCAUUUAAAAAUAGACUUUCGAAACAAAGGAUGUUGAAACAAAAUUUUUAAAAAGUGGAAGAAAUCAAAUAAGAUUAAAAGACGGAAAGUGGAGGAGUAAAAAAAGGUGUAAAUUUGACAGAACACAGAAGAUAAGGAAGCAAACAUCCCCCAAUCCAAACUACAACACUUUUAACUAGGGUAGCACCUCGAGUCUUCGGGGUUCUGUUCGGGGUUUUUGCCAAAAAAUAGUCGGGAUUUCGGGGGUCGGGUCGGGGUGAUGCCUAAGAAUUUGUCGGGUUUCAGGGGACGGGGUGUUACUCUACUUUUAACCAAACUUAAUAAAAAAAUUAAUUUCUUUUUUUUCAAUUUUCACAGUGUA